This is a messenger RNA of Diplodia corticola, 1827 nucleotides long. RefSeq lists its product as uncharacterized. Bases 1 to 1827 code for a protein of 608 amino acids. The record is from RefSeq and is a predicted model, not a curated record. Lineage: Eukaryota; Fungi; Ascomycota; Dothideomycetes; Botryosphaeriales; Botryosphaeriaceae. The transcript has a single exon.
AUGGCCCGCAUCUUUAUUCCUCCCCGCUACAAGGUGGUGCUCGCCAUCGUUGUCUUCUUCUUGAUCAGCCUGAUGCUCUUCGGCUCCCCGACCAACAUCGAUCACGUACCCACCUAUCAAGAGGUCUCCGAGAAGAUCAAGAAUCCCAACCUGCCACAUCUCCCGAACUCGUACAAUCCGUUUGCUCCGGUAGCGCACGAGCCACCCGUCCAGGCCAAUAGUUCCAGCGGCGAGACAACAUGGUUCAGUGACUGGAAGUGGCAGAAUCCCUUUUCGUCAUCCAUUACCCUGGACGAGAACAGGGCCGUUCUGCCGCCUCUGAGGCCUCGCCAGCCCAUCUAUACGUUUUACGAUGGGGAUGUGAAGCAGAACCCAGCCAUUCGGGAGGCUGAAGAGCAGCUGCUUUUGCAGUGGCGCCGUGCUUGGUGGGCCAAAGGUUUCAAGCCCGUGGUUCUGGGACGCGGCGAGGCCAUGAACAACCCUCUGUACAAGACCCUGCAGCUUGCCAACCUCAAGGAGUCGCCUGAGCUGGAGAAGCUCGAGCUUGAAGUUGCCCGUUGGUUGGCAUGGGGAAACAUGGGUUCGGGCAUCAUGACCAAUUGGCUCACCCUCCCUAUGGCUCCUUACGACGAUCCCUUCCUUGUUAUGCUUCGCCGUGGAGAGUACCCCAAACUCACACGUUACGAGUCUCUGCGGAACGGUCUGUUUGUCGGCGAGAAGGAUGCGAUCAAUGCCGCAGCCCAAGCCGCUCUGAACGAUCCUGUGAAGUUGAAGAAGGCUUCGGACAUCGUCGAUGCGAUUCCCCAGGAGAUGUGGACCGUAGAGAAGCAGGGUGAUGCCAUCGCGCUCUACGACCGUGUAACCAUCAAGGAGAAAUACAAAGAUGUCGCCCAGAAACUCGAAGGCAAGGCAAACGCCGAGGGUCUCAAGGCUUUGGCGCAGUUGAUGAAUUCGCACCUCCACAACACAUGGCAGAGCACCUUUGAAGAUGGCGUCGUCGUCGUCAAGCCCGUUCCAGCGCACAUGACCGCCUUGACCGAAGAAGCCAUUGACAUCGCGCGCAACCUGACGCAGUGUUCCGAAUCACCCAUGCCAGCCUCCCAUCCGCCCAACCGCAACUACAAGCCCUGCAUCGCCUCGACGCCCAUGAAGGUCAAGAUCCUGCCCACCUACCGCAACACCAGCAAGCUCUUCAACAUCGGCACCGUCCCGCAUCCCUACACCUUCCUCUCGCUCAACCACCAGCGCGACUCCCUCGACGCGCGCUUCCUCCGCCGCGAAGUCAAAGAACGCAACCUCUGGCUCACGUCAGCCACCAAGGAGCUCCUCGGCUCGGGCAAGAGCGCCUCGAUGCGCAUCACGCACUUCAAGGAGGCCGUCGCCGCGGAGCGCAACGCGCAGCGCUCGCUCUGGCUCACGGCCGAGCGCGAGUCCCAAAAGGACCUCAACUGGAUCUUCGGCUUCAACCUGCCCAACUCGCCCCCGGACGACGGCAAGUCGGAGACGCCCGUGCCCGGCCCCGAGCGCCGGCCCCCGCCGCCCAAGCCCGACGGGCCCGUCCCCACCGAGCAGGAGCUCGGCCGCGAGCGCGAGCUCCUCCGCAAGGCCCGCGACGCCAUCAAGAGCAAGGUCAAGGAGAUGGUCCGCGUCAAGGAGGCGGUCGAGGCGUGGAACAUUGCCGACGCCGAGGCGUGGCGGUUCGCGAGGGCCUUCUCGGCGCGCAGGCGCAUGGAGCGGUUGGUGUGGGAGGAGGAGGAGAGCGACUUUGCUGGCGCGGAGAGGAGGAAGGGAAGCAGUUGGGGAAGGUGGUUCGAUAAGGAUAACUGA